UUCUAUAAAAUAUAUAUAUUUUUUUUGUUUAUAUCUUUAUGUGUAUAGGCCAUAGCGUCUCUUGCUCUCCAGCUUUAAUGGCGUGAGACUGUACAUCUACGGUGACAAGUAACCGUAUGUAAUCCUUCAAUCUUUGCAUGCUUCACCAACUACUCAUAUUAGAAUACCCAUAAACCUAAAUGAGAUGAUUUUUUGGAAUGGAAUGCAAUUGAAAUUCCCCAUCAACAGGAAAACCACCUUGUUCGUUUUCGAUAUUUUUUUCAAAAACCCAGAUAACAUAAAGUGGUAAUCUCUUCUGGGUAUCUGUUAUUUGGUCUAUCUGAAUCGAUAUAUGAUGUGGGUUUUUAUGAUUCUGGGAUUGGUCUGAUUGUUUUGUGGGAAUCAAUCUUGUUGUCUUGUGCAUUUAUUUUCUUUUCUUGGAUCUUUUUUUUUUUUUUUGGGUUAUUGUUGUUGUUUGUGUGUGUGUGUGUGUGUGUGUGUGCGUGUUUUAUUUUUUGAUGUUUGAGGGAGUUGAGUUUGAGAGAAAAAACAUGAAGGAUGAUGAGGAACUUGAAAUGUUGUUGGAUGAGAUCCCUCAUGCAACAUCACACAAUCUUCACCAACAUCUUCAUCAAAAACACAAUAAUCAUCAUCAUCAUCAUAAUGUUCAUGGUGGUGGUCAUGUUCAUCGGCCUUUUGUAACACAGACGAUUAAUGGCAUGUAUGAUGAUGACCCAUCAAGUCAUUGUAAGUAUCCAUGUGUAUCUUCCCCUGUUAGUGGGUUCUCUCUCCAGUCUGAUGGCUCUUCCUCUAGCUUGUUCUCUUGCUGCCAUUCUUUAUCUGAUAAUGGUUCACCAACCCCACCUUCACUGGAAGAGCUUAAAUCACACAUGCCUUGUGGAACUUCCAUAUAUCCAAAUGGAUUAUGGUUGGAUUCGAAAUUGCCCGUUUCACCCAUUAGGAAGAAAUCCAAUGAGAGCUUGAUUGAUGAACUGGGUUUAAGUCGAAAUCUUAGUAAAAUGUAUAUUAGUAAUGAACAAGAGGACUCUUCUAGUUUCAAGGAAUUAUUGGUAGAUAGAGAAAGAAUUCGGGUUGGUGAUGGAUCUUUGGGUGGAAAUAAUCGAUUCAAUUUCGAUAAACAGGGUGGUUGUGAGAAGGUCAGGAGAGCAUUUUCUGAUUUUGUGGGAUUUCAAUGCCCUGUCGAAAGGACUGGUACGGGUUUUGAGGGUGAGAUGAAUUCAGCAAUGUUGGGAUUGCGGCCGGAAUGUAAAACGGGUAACUUUUCGGGUUCACAAUUUUCACCCGGUGAACGUUAUGCAUUGUAUUCAGGGUUGAAUUGCUGCAGUAACUCAGUAAGCUCUCCUAGGCAGAAAACAAAGGAGCAGACAAGUAACUAUUACCAAAGAGGAAGUCCAGUAUCAAGCAUAGCCACACCUUUAAGUGGACUAUCCAUGGCUGAUGCUUUACUUUAUGCACAAAGAAAUGGUAUGAAUUCUAUUGAAGAAAGAGUUGUAUUGAAUUUUCCUAAUUCUCCACAAGUGACCUGCCCUAGGCCUCAUCAGUUCAGUGUUGAAAAUUUCAUGUAUGGCCUGCCUCAAACUAAUGGGAGGAGUAGAGUGCCUUCACUUGGAAUCCCACAAGGUGGUCCUGAGGCUUUUACUGCUGAAGAUAGCUUCAUUAUUCAGGGAGAAGGCCUUAAUUAUAUGGUCAAUAAGGGAUUGGAUCGACCUAGGGGUCAGAAUAAGGGUAACUUACAUGACAUUGGUGUGGGGAAACACCUGGAGAGGUCGCUGGUAGAUGCCAGACGCCAAAUUAUAGGGCUUUGUGAAAAUUCUCGGAACAGUAGGCAAUAUUUCCAAUUCUCUCUGCCACCAAAGUACAGCUCUUUAGCUGAAGCUCAAGGGUAUAUAUACUUAAUAGCAAAGGAUCAGCAUGGUUGUCGCUUCUUACAGAGAAUGUUGGAUGAGGGUACCCCGCAAGACGUGCAAAUAAUAUUUAGCGAGAUUAUUGACCAUGUAGUUGAACUUAUGAUGAAUCCAUUUGGGAAUUAUCUUAUGCAGAAGUUGUUGGAUGUGUGCAAUGAAGAACAGAGAAUGCAGAUUUUGAUCAUGGUGACUGCAGAACCAGGGGAGCUUGUCAGAAUAUCUUUGAACACCCAUGGCACUCGUGUGGUGCAGAAGUUGAUAGAGACUCUCAAAACCAGACAGCAAAUUUCAUUGGUUAUAUCAGCUCUUGAACCAGGAUUUCUUGCUCUCAUCAAGGACCUGAAUGGAAAUCAUGUUGUCCAACGUUGUUUGCAAUGCCUUAGCAAUGAAGAUAACAAGUUUAUAUUUGUAGCUGCUGCGAAGUAUUGUGUUGACAUUGCAACUCAUCAACAUGGGUGUUGUGUUCUGCAACGAUGCAUCAGUCAUUCCACUGGGGAGCAUCGUGAAAAUUUGGUUGCAGAAAUAUCUGCGAAUGGUCUUUUGCUUGCUCAAGAUGCCUAUGGAAAUUAUGUUGUUCAGUUUAUCCUGGAGUUAAAAAUUCCUUCUGCCACUACAAACUUAGUCUCUCAAUUUGAAGGAAACUAUUUGCACCUCUCAACACAGAAGUUCAGCAGUCAUGUGGUUGAAAAAUGUCUUUUAGUGUUAAAGGAUGAGCAUCGAUCAAGAAUCAUUCAUGAAUUGCUAUCCUCUUCUCACUUUGAACAGUUGCUUCAAGAUCCGCAUGCAAACUAUGUAAUUCAAACAGCUCUUCGAGUAUCUGAGGGCCCCAUGCACAAUUUACUGGUUGAAGCAAUAGAGUCCCACAAAGCAAUCUCACGCAACAGCCCGUAUUCGAAGAGGAUUUUCUCUCAGAAACUUCUCAAGAAGUGAUGUACAUUCUCCUUUUUUCUGCCAUAAGAAGCACUGUUGUUGUUCUACUUCAUUAGUAUCUUAUUUCUCCACUACCACUACAACUACAUUUAUGGAAACAAACUGGAUUCAACUGUAAAGUCUGAUGCUGAUAACCUUAAAGAAAAGUUUUGUCUUCUCAGGAUUGCACAAACAGCCUCAAUGUGCUCAGUAAGUGUAGUAGAUAAAGCAAUUUUGCUUCCAAGUACUUUAAAAAAAUUUUGGAAAUGCAAAUGUACUAUUUAUGUUUUUGUUGCUGAUCUAAGAUUUUGAUAUUGGCAUCCUGUUAAAACUGGGUUUAUCAUUUAUUUUUUUGGGGUCACUGUAUGUGAUUGUACAGUGUAUAGAAUGUUAGGCUUUCAGUUCCUUCUGCUGUACAAAUACAAUGCAUACGCCUUCUCAAUAAUUUCUUUUGCUUUUGUAUGCAUUUGAU
This is a messenger RNA of Ziziphus jujuba (common jujube), 3285 nucleotides long. RefSeq lists its product as uncharacterized. Gene Ontology annotation, cellular component: cytoplasm. The transcript is spliced from 5 exons. The record is from RefSeq and is a predicted model, not a curated record. Bases 498 to 2834 code for a protein of 778 amino acids. Gene Ontology annotation, biological process: post-transcriptional regulation of gene expression. NCBI's taxonomy places the organism in Eukaryota, Viridiplantae, Streptophyta, Magnoliopsida, Rosales, Rhamnaceae. Gene Ontology annotation, molecular function: mRNA binding.